GGUAUAAACGUGCAAGACAUCUUAAAGCUCAAGGCUGCUGCUAUCAACACUGUUUCUGGAGUUAAUAUGACUACCCGGAGGCAGCUCCUCAAAAUCAAGGGAAUGUCAGAAGCCAAAGUGGAGAAGAUCAAGGAAGCCGCGCACAAGAUCUUGGGAUCCUCUUUUGCUACCGGACUGGAGGUGCAAGACAAGCGCAAACGUGUGCUCAUGAUCAGUACAGGAAGCAAGGCUGUUGAUACCAUUCUCGGCGGUGAGAAGCAAAACGAAUCUAUCAGAAAAACACUCUUGUACGGCGAGUACCGUACCGGGAAGACGCAACUCGCGCACACAAUGAGUGUCGUUGCGCAGUUACCACCUGAUAUGGGUGGUGCAGCCGGAAAGGUCGCUUUUAUCGACACAGAAGGGACAUUUCGGCCAGAUCGUAUCAGGGCCAUAGCUGAUCGCUUUGGAGUGAAUGGGGACAUGGCUUUGGAGAACAUUCUCUACGCGCGAGCUUUCAACAGCGAGCAUCAGAUGGAACUCAUCAAUGAGUGCUCGAUACGCUUCGCGGAAGACAAGGACUACAGACUCCUAAUCGUGGACAGUAUCAUGGCUUGUUUUCGAACGGACUACUCCGGUAGAGGAGAGCUGAGUGAGCGUCAGCAGAAGAUGCUUUCCAAGCUAAGCAAGCUGUCAGAAGAAUACAACAUCGCAAUCCUCAUGACGAAUCAAGUCCAAUCUGAUCCGGGCGCAACAAUGACGUUCGUUGCUGGUGGCGCCCUGAAGCCUAUAGGAGGUCAUAUUCUCUCGCAUGCAUCUGCGACCCGGAUGUUUCUGCGUAAAGGACGAGCGGAAGAACGUGUUGCCAAGCUGGUCGACAGUCCGGACAAGCCUGAAAGCGAAGCUUCCUACAAACUAGAUGAAGGUGGCUGGGCUGACGUCUGA
This is a messenger RNA of Rhodofomes roseus, 924 nucleotides long. Its product is annotated as DNA recombination and repair protein Rad51. Gene Ontology annotation, cellular component: nucleus; condensed nuclear chromosome. Gene Ontology annotation, biological process: mitotic recombination; chromosome organization involved in meiotic cell cycle; DNA recombinase assembly. Gene Ontology annotation, molecular function: double-stranded DNA binding; ATP binding; single-stranded DNA binding. The transcript has 14 exons. NCBI's taxonomy places the organism in Eukaryota, Fungi, Basidiomycota, Agaricomycetes, Polyporales, Fomitopsidaceae. The record is from RefSeq and is a predicted model, not a curated record. The annotation marks the transcript as partial.